Messenger RNA from Medioppia subpectinata, 1161 nucleotides. The record is from the annotation of a GenBank genome assembly. NCBI's taxonomy places the organism in Eukaryota, Metazoa, Arthropoda, Arachnida, Sarcoptiformes, Oppiidae.
AUGGCAAAUGUCAAACACAUGGUUCACACCAUUAUAUUUAUAACGUAUAUUUGGCUCUACUAUUGGGUUACCGAUGCGCUCACACCCAACCCAUUGUCGCACUCGUUGACCAACCCAUUGGUUAAAUGUGUUGUUGUAUUCAUGCAAAUCCUGUCCGUAAUAGCGUUACCGCAAUAUAUUUUCCAAUUUCUGGGUCUAAUUGUGUACAACCCGUUCACCGACAAUGAUGUGCCCCUAAAGUGCGACCCCCUGUCCGCCCCUUUUAUAUGCUUCCGAGUGGUCACACGUGGAAAGUACAGGCGUUUAGUCGCCGAUAAUGUCAAAAGGCAUGUGAAUGUCUGCUCAACCGUUGGUCUCAAGCAUUUUAUGAUAGAAGUGGUAACCGAUAACCCCUUAGAUUUGGACACAACUAACUCGAGAGUGCGUGAAAUUGUUGUGCCGGUUGGAUAUCAGCCUAAAAAUGGGGCCAUGUUUAAAGCUCGGGCUCUACAGUACCGGUUGGACACCAAUGAUUUGGCGGACGACGAGUGGAUCGUACACUUGGAUGAGGAGACAGUGAUGACAGAGCAGUCCGUUAGGGGUGUCGUUAACUUUGUGUCCGACGGCCGACACGACUUCGGUCAGGGGCUCAUCACUUACGCCGACCAACAGGUGGUCAACCCGUGGACUACACUUCUGGACACUCAGAGAGUGGCCGACGAUAUGGGAAAAGUGCGCUUUCAGUUCGAGUACUUUAAUGACGCGCCGUUUAGUUGGAAAGGUUCAUUCAUGGUGUGUCGUGUAAAAGCUGAACUGCUGGUAUCCUUUGACCACGGAUUGGAGGGCUCGAUAGCCGAAGACAUGUAUUUCUCAAUGAGAGCACUGAUGGGUCGGCACACGUUUGGCUGGAUUGAGGGCCCGAUGUGGGAAAAGUCACCUUUCACACUUUGGGACUACAUUGAACAACGCAAACGUUGGAUGCAAGGCAUUUGGUUGGUUGUACACUCGUUUAAUAUACCAUGGUCAAUCAAACUGUGGCGCGCAUUAUCACUGUACGGCUAUAUGACCAUGGCACUUCACGCCCUGUUGACUGUUUAUAUAUAUUUUAUGCCCCAAUACUCAAUCCAAUGGAUAUCUGUAUUGCAAAUAUUUAUCAGUGCUGUCGGCAAUUAUAUGUUUAUU